Acinonyx jubatus (cheetah) is the source of this 6203-nucleotide messenger RNA. RefSeq names its product nitric oxide synthase 1 (gene NOS1). Gene Ontology annotation, molecular function: flavin adenine dinucleotide binding; heme binding; nitric-oxide synthase activity. The transcript is spliced from 30 exons. NCBI's taxonomy places the organism in Eukaryota, Metazoa, Chordata, Mammalia, Carnivora, Felidae. The record is from RefSeq and is a predicted model, not a curated record. Gene Ontology annotation, biological process: nitric oxide biosynthetic process. Bases 765 to 5156 code for a protein of 1463 amino acids.
GGUCAGAGCCUAGGAAAGCAGGGCUGGAGUGUGCUACGGAGACGGCCAGUGGGAGAGGAGGGGAGGGGUGGCCCACAGCUGCCUGACUGCCCUGCUCUCCCCAGGGGAGGCCUGAACCGGCCAGGCCUGGGUGCCGGGGCCCCCCUGCCCGGGGCUUGGCCUCCCUGCCGGGCAGAGCCGCCUCCCAGCCUGCCCCUGGGGAGGGGCCACCUGGUGUCAAUUAAACCCCAGCCACUCGGCCGCACCACGCCAGGCGGCUGAUUAGUGCCGCGGCCUCUCCAGAUGGGGAGCACUGCCUGAGAGGGGGCGGCUGCCACCACGCGAGGGUGAGGCCUCUGCGGAGCAGGCACGGGUCUGACGGGCUGGCGGCGCCUGGAGAAUAGUGUGCCGAAGCUUGCGUCACCUCUAGACACAUCUAGACACAUCCACCAGACACAUCUCCUCCCCAGUCUGCCUGACCUGUUGCUUGGGGACACGUCCCACGGCUGGUCCUGACGUCCGCCUGAUCAACCAUCGCUUCCUAGAGAACGAGGAGGAAGGCAGACGCAGGAGAUCAUGCCACCGAUGGCCGGACAGCAAUGAGCGGGUGAUGCCGUGUUGACGUCAGAGACGGAGAAGACAAAGCCCCAGAGCAGCUCAUUCCUGAGACGCCUCAGCACCAGCCCCCUCUUCCUCCGAGCACGCCCUGAAGCCUGGCUCCUCCUGGUGAAACCAUCUUGGCUUGACGCAUUUUGAGGUCUUCAGACACCUGGGUAGUAGACACCAUGGAGAAUCAGGUGUUCAGCGUUCAGCAGAUCCAACCCAACGUCAUCUCCGUCCGCCUCUUCAAGCGCAAGGUGGGGGGUCUGGGGUUCCUGGUGAAGGAGCGGGUGAGCAAGCCGCCCGUGAUCAUCUCCGACCUGAUUCGGGGGGGUGCCGCGGAGCAGAGCGGCCUCAUCCAGGCCGGUGACAUCAUCCUUGCAGUCAACGGCCAGCCCCUGGUGGACCUGAGCUAUGACAGCGCCCUGGAGGUGCUCAGGGGCAUCGCCUCUGAGACCCACGUGGUCCUCAUUCUGAGGGGCCCCGAGGGCUUCACCACUCACCUGGAGACCACCUUCACCGGGGACGGGACCCCCAAGACCAUCCGCGUGACACGGCCUCUGGCUGCCCCCACCACCGCUGUCGAUCUGUCUCACCAGUCAUCAGCCAGCAGAGAGCACUCACCGGCAGUGGACAGGGCCACGGGUCCUGGCAAUGGGCCGCAGCACGCCCAAGACGGUGGGCAGGAAGCCGGCUCUCUCCCCCAUACCAAGAGCCGGGCUCCUGGGCCCCCAGGCCAGGACUCUGCCAAGAAGAGCAUCCAGGGCAGCCAAAACAGUGAUUUGCUCAAAGAGAUAGAACCUGUACUGAGCCUUCUCACCAGUGGGAGCAAAGGGAUCAAUGGCGGGGGACUUUCCAAGGCAGAGACGAAGGAUGCAGAAGUCCAGGUGGACAGAGGUAUGGAUGGCAAGUCACACAAGCCACUGCCCCUGGGCGUGGAGAAUGACCGAGUCUUCAGUGACCUGUGGGGGAAGGGCCACAUGCCUGUCGUCCUCAACAACCCGUAUUCAGAGAAGGAGCAGCCCCCUGUCUCGGGAAAACAGUCUCCUACAAAGAACGGCAGCCCCUCCAAGUGCCCCCGCUUCCUCAAGGUCAAGAACUGGGAGACCGACGUGGUCCUCACUGACACCCUUCACCUUAAGAGCACACUGGAAAUGGGCUGCACCGAGCACAUCUGUAUGGGCUCCAUCAUGCUCCCCUCUCAGCAGAUACGAAGGCCUGAAGACGUCCGCACAAAAGAACAGCUCUUCCCUCUCGCCAAAGAGUUCAUUGACCAGUACUACUCAUCAAUUAAAAGGUUUGGCUCCAAAGCCCACACGGAGAGGCUGGAAGAGGUGAACAAAGAGAUCGAAACCACCGGCACCUACCAGCUCAAAGACACGGAGCUCAUCUACGGGGCCAAGCAUGCCUGGCGGAACGCCUCCCGCUGCGUGGGCAGGAUCCAGUGGUCCAAGCUGCAGGUGUUCGAUGCCCGCGACUGCACCACGGCUCACGGGAUGUUCAACUACAUCUGCAACCACAUCAAGUAUGCCACCAACAAGGGGAACCUCAGAUCCGCCAUCACCAUAUUCCCCCAGAGGACGGACGGCAAGCACGAUUUCCGAGUCUGGAACUCUCAGCUCAUCCGCUAUGCCGGCUACAAGCAGCCUGAUGGCUCCAUCCUGGGGGACCCAGCCAAUGUGGAAUUCACAGAGAUCUGUGUGCAGCAGGGCUGGAAACCCCCAAGAGGCCGCUUCGAUACCCUGCCGCUCCUGCUCCAGGCCAACGGCAACGAUCCCGAGCUCUUCCAGAUCCCCCCAGAGCUGGUGCUGGAAGUGCCCAUCAGGCACCCCAGGUUUGAGUGGUUCAAGGAUCUGGGCCUGAAGUGGUAUGGCCUCCCCGCUGUGUCCAACAUGCUGCUGGAGAUUGGCGGCCUGGAGUUCACCGCCUGUCCCUUCAGCGGCUGGUACAUGGGCACAGAGAUUGGCGUCCGUGACUAUUGUGACAACUCUCGAUACAACAUCCUGGAGGAAGUGGCCAAGAACAUGAACUUGGACAUGAGGAAGACGUCCUCCCUGUGGAAGGACCAAGCACUGGUGGAAAUCAACAUUGCUGUUCUCUACAGCUUCCAGAGUGACAAAGUGACCAUCGUUGACCACCACUCUGCCACUGAGUCCUUCAUCAAGCACAUGGAGAAUGAAUACCGCUGCCGGGGGGGCUGCCCCGCCGACUGGGUGUGGAUUGUGCCCCCCAUGUCUGGCAGUGUCACCCCUGUCUUCCACCAGGAGAUGCUCAACUACCGACUCACCCCAUCCUUCGAAUACCAGCCUGAGCCUUGGAACACCCACGUCUGGAAAGGCACCAAUGGAACCCCCACAAAGCGGCGAGCCAUCGGCUUCAAGAAGCUGGCAGAAGCCGUCAAGUUCUCAGCCAAGCUUAUGGGGCAGGCAAUGGCCAAGAGGGUCAAGGCGACCAUCCUUUAUGCCACAGAGACGGGCAAGUCGCAGGCCUAUGCUAAAACCUUGUGUGAGAUCUUCAAACAUGCCUUUGAUGCCAAGGUGAUGUCCAUGGAAGAAUAUGACAUUGUACACCUGGAACAUGAAACUCUGGUCCUAGUGGUUACCAGCACUUUUGGCAAUGGCGACCCCCCAGAGAAUGGGGAGAAAUUCGGCUGUGCUUUGAUGGAAAUGAGGCACCCCAACUCCGUGCAGGAGGAAAGGAAGUACCCGGAACCCUUGCGUUUCUUUCCCCGUAAAGGGCCUCCCCUCCCCCAAGGUGACACAGAAGUCCAUGGUCUGGCUGCAGCCCGUGACAGCCAGCAGAGGAGCUACAAGGUCCGAUUCAAUAGUGUUUCCUCGUAUUCUGACUCCCAUAAAUCAUCAGGCGACGGGCCAGACCUCAGAGACAACUUUGAGAGUGCUGGACCCCUGGCCAACGUGAGGUUCUCCGUAUUUGGCCUUGGCUCCCGGGCUUACCCUCAUUUCUGCGCCUUUGGACAUGCCGUGGACACCCUCCUGGAGGAGCUGGGAGGAGAGAGGAUCCUGAAGAUGAGGGAGGGAGACGAGCUCUGUGGGCAGGAAGAGGCUUUCAGGACCUGGGCCAAGAAGGUCUUCAAGGCAGCCUGCGAUGUGUUCUGCGUGGGAGAUGACGUCAACAUUGAGAAGGCAAACAACUCCCUCAUCAGCAACGACCGCAGCUGGAAAAGAAACAAGUUCCGCCUCACCUACGUGGCCGAAGCUCCGGAACUUACACAAGGUCUAUCCAAUGUCCACAAAAAGCGGGUCUCGGCCGCUCGACUCCUCAGCCGCCAAAACCUUCAGAGCCCUAAAUCCAGCCGAUCAACGAUCUUCGUGCGUCUCCACACCAAUGGGAAUCAGGAGCUGCAGUACCAGCCUGGGGACCACCUGGGCGUCUUCCCUGGCAACCGCGAGGACCUCGUGAACGCCCUGGUGGAGCGGCUGGAAGACGCUCCCCCAGUCAACCAGCUGGUGAAGGUGGAACUGCUGGUGGAGCGGAACACGGCUUUGGGCGUCAUCAGUAACUGGACAGAUGAGCACCGCCUCCCGCCCUGCACCAUCUUCCAGGCCUUCAAGUACUACCUGGACAUCACCACGCCGCCCACGCCACUGCAGCUGCAGCAGUUUGCGUCCCUGGCCACCAGCGAGAAAGAGAAGCAGCGACUGCUGGUCCUCAGCAAGGGCUUGCAGGAGUACGAGGAAUGGAAAUGGGGCAAGAACCCCACCAUCGUGGAGGUGCUGGAAGAGUUCCCGUCCAUCCAGAUGCCCACCACCCUGCUCCUGACCCAGCUGUCCCUGCUGCAGCCUCGAUACUAUUCAAUCAGUUCUUCCCCAGACAUGUACCCUGACGAGGUGCACCUCACCGUGGCCGUUGUCUCCUACCACACCCGAGAUGGAGAAGGACCAAUUCACCACGGCGUGUGCUCCUCCUGGCUCAACCGGAUACCGGCUGACGAAGUGGUCCCCUGUUUCGUGAGAGGAGCACCCAGCUUCCACCUGCCCCGAAAUCCCCAAGUGCCCUGUAUCCUCAUUGGCCCAGGCACUGGCAUUGCCCCUUUCCGAAGCUUCUGGCAGCAGCGACAAUUUGAUAUCCAGCACAAAGGAAUGAGCCCCUGCCCCAUGGUCCUGGUGUUUGGGUGCCGGCAAUCCAAGAUAGACCACAUCUACAGGGAGGAAACUCUACAGGCCAAGAACAAGGGGGUCUUCAGAGAACUCUACACGGCCUACUCGCGGGAGCCAGACAAACCAAAGAAGUACGUUCAGGACAUCCUGCAGGAGCACUUGGCAGAACCUGUGUACCGAGCCCUGAAGGAGCAAGGGGGCCACAUCUACGUCUGCGGGGACGUCACCAUGGCUGCCGAUGUCCUCAAAGCCAUCCAGCGCAUCAUGACCCAGCAAGGGAAACUCUCAGCGGAGGAUGCCGGCGUGUUCAUCAGCAGGCUGAGGGAUGACAACCGGUACCAUGAGGAUAUUUUCGGGGUCACCCUGCGAACAUAUGAAGUGACCAACCGCCUUAGAUCUGAAUCCAUUGCCUUCAUUGAGGAGAGCAAAAAAGACACUGAUGAAGUUUUCAGCUCCUAACUGGCUCCUCUUGCCCAGAUGGAUGGCCGGGGGGGCUGUCCCCUGCGCUCCGGCAGGGGCGGCUGCAGGUUUUCUAAGCGUGGACACUGCUGAACCUUCCCUACGGGACCCCACGUGGCCCCCGCUGUCCCUCUCGUCCUGUCACCGUGGUUGUUCCUCUUCUGGGUCCCCACCCCUCGGUGGUUUCCUUGGCCCUCCUGGGUUUUCUCCUUGAGUUUUCCUGCUGCAAUGCAAUGCCUUUAUAAUCCACAGUGGCUCUUCCAAAACUGUGUCCCCCUCUCUCUCUCUCUUCCUGACAAGGGCAAAUCACUGGUGCAUGAAAUCACUGGAACAUGGCCGUCGCUCCUAUUAGGGCUUGUUUUCUGGGGUUUCCCCUGGAGAGGCUGCAGGGACUGGUCAGGAGAGUCCCAGCCAGUCCCUCUGAUGCUGAAGCCCCCCCCCCAUCCUUUUUUUAUGAUGACGUCCUCGUUGUGUGUGUAUGUGUGCACGUGUGUGCACGCAUGUGACAGGCCUGGGUCCCCGUCGUCUGCCCUCUCCCCUGGACAGGCGUGUUACCGGCAGCCUCUCAGUGCCCCAAACCGUACCCUGGCCUUGUAUUGGUUCCUCACGUGUCCAUAACUUAAGAUCUGUGCUCCGUGUUCCUGAAAUUCUUAUUCCUGAAGCACCUUAACAGUCCCCGGUUGCAAAGGGCAGGGAGAAGGGAGUGUGACGAUUAAGGGGAAAUCUCCAUCAAAAAGGGGCUCACGGAAUUGCAUGCGUUUAGAUCCCAGCACGCACCAGUGAGCAGCCCUCUCUGGGAAACUAACCCAUCUCAAGGAUUAAGCAAACCCCCUCCCUGAUCCUACCCUGCCCGAGCCAGAUAGGAUCACCUGAUUUGGGCCUCCCCAGAUAAUCCUACCCGCAAGUCUGGGAAGUAAUGUUCCUGUCUUUGCCACCAGGUGACUUGGGGCAAGUCACUUGUCCUCAGUUUCCCCUUGUAAUGUUAUGAAGCUAAAAAAAAAAAAAAAGAAGAAGAAGAAGAAGAAGAGUAUGAAUAGAUGAAACUUU